AGCCCUUUAUUUGUAUGCCAUUUUUCUGCCUCUUAUCAGAUCCUUUUUCUUGGUUACUGUACUAUAUAAAUAUAUCUUUCUUGCUUCAUUCAUUUGUUGAUUGUUAUUCAUAUUUGUGUUUAAUUUCUUCUAUUAUUUUGUCAUUGUAUUUGUUGCAGCACAAGCAUUUAGUUUGCAGUACAUUUAACCAUUAUCUGCCACUAAGAGGUUAGUUGACCUUCUUGUCAUUUUAUUACUGAAAUGUUUGUAUAUAUCAUCCUUGUACAAGGGAUUGGGAUUCUUGUUAAACAGACUUUUCAAUUCUACUUUUUAAUAAGUCAUUUUUUUUUUGUUUUUGAGAAAUGACCCACUUUUGAGUAUUUUAGUUUAUUUGUGAUUUAAAAUUUAAUUACAAGUAUUAAAAGUGAUAAAUCAUUCCACAAGUCACCAACUAUCAAGAAUUGAGAGAAAAUAUGGCUAUUAAGCCUCUUCAAGUUUUCAAUUAUCAAAAUGACCUACUUUUAUUUUCUCAUAUGUUGGAUUGAUAAUCGAUUUGUCCAUUGAAUCGAUAAUUGAUUUGUUGGAUCAACAAUCGAUUUGUCGGAUCAAUAAUUGAUCCGUCUAUAUAUUGGUCGGAUAGAUAAUAGAUUUGUCUAAAAAAUAGGUCAUUUCCCUGAAAAAGAAAACUUGUAGUCUAUUUAAUUAAAAGGAAAGACUUGAAAAGAACAUUAAACAAAAGAUCCCAAGAAUUGAUAGAAUUUAUUUUUAAAAAACCCUCCCACCAAAAUCUUUUAAAAAUUACAAAUUAAUCAAAAACCCGAUUCACAUGGACAGAUCGAUUAUCUAUCCAAUCGAUAUAGAUAAGAUCGAUCAUCGAUUCGACUGAUAUGUGGAAAGAUCGACUAUUGAUUCGAUCGAUACAUGGACAGAUCAAUUAUUGAUCCGAUAGGUAUAGACAGAUUCAUUAUCGAUCCUUAUCGUUAUAUAGAUAGAUCGAUUAUUGAUGCGAUAGAUAUUAUACAUUAGUCUUUUAUGUUGUUCAAUAGUUGGCUGAUUAUAGUAAUUAGCCCGAACAUUUAGAAAUGAAAUACUAGCUUCAAAAAGAAGAAAGUUGAAGAAACAAUGAGUUUUUAGUAAUAAAGUUGAACAUUUCGAAGGACACUCUCUUAAAUGCAGUAAACCAAAUUAGCUAUAAAAAAAUAUGACAACUAAUAAAGAAAGUAAAAUAUAGCAUUCAGAAAAAGUACAUGACAACAAAAAUAGUAUGGUGACAAUUGAAACACAAUAUAAACAUCGUUUAAUAACUUUCUAUCUUAAAAAUAUAAUUGAUGUGUUCUUCCCCUUAUUCAACAAUAAUUGAAGUUAUCAUCCGAAUUUGUCAGAAGCCAACACUUUGUUAUCUAUAUAAAGAUUAAUACCAUUUUAGUCACUCGGAGAGGUAUGACAUAUUUCUAUUGAUUUUAAUCUUGAUUACUUGAUACUAUAUAUUUUUUUUUUCAUAUACUCAUAUUUAUGUUUUUAUGUUCUUUUCUCUUAGUAUAUAUUAUUGCAGUGAUCAGUUUCUUCUUCCCAAAUUUCUACCAUUGAAAGCUUAGGUCAUAACCACGAAGGCAAUAGCAGAUAUGGCUCAUGCAAGUGUGGCUUCUCUUACGAGAACAAUAGAAUCGCUCUUGACAUCCAAUUCACCGAUGCAAUCUCUAUCCUGUGAUCACAGAAAAGAAUUUUGCGCUCUUCAUGAAAAAGUUAGUUCCCUGGAAGUAUUUGUCAAGAACUUUGAGAAAAACAAUGUUUCUGGGCAACUGACAGAUUUGGAAGUGCAGAAUAAAGAAGUUGCAAAUAUUGUUGAACAAACAAUUAAACUAAGAGUGACUGAAGUUGUAUUGUCAAAUGACGAAACUCUGAGAGAAAAGGCACAAGAGAGGCUUUCUGAUAGCCUGCAACAAGUAGCAGAGGACAUCGAUCGUAUCUGGAAAGAGUCAACAAAGAUUCAAGAUAAAGGGAACGUGAGGAAUUUUCAGUGGUUCAAGAUUUUUCAAUGCUUCGAGAUUUUUCAAUGGUUCAACAAAACAUCGAAGGUUGAGAAAAUAAUGGUUGGACGUGAUGAUCAAAGGAAACAGUUGUUAAAAGAUCUGACUAUAAGCUACUCUGGCGAACAGAAAGUCAUCCCGAUAGUCGGGAUGGGAGGCAUAGGUAAAACAACCUUAGCGAAAGAAGUUUACAAUCAUAAAUCAAUUCUACGCCGUUUUGAUGUUCGUGCUUGGGCUACUGUAUCUCAACAGCACAACAAAAGGGAAAUUUUGCUGGGCCUUCUGCAUUCCACAGUCAAAAUGGAUUACAGGGUUAUGACGAAAGGUGAAGCAGAGAUAGCAGACAUGCUGAAGAAAAGUUUAAAUGGAAAGAGGUAUUUAAUUGUCUUGGAUGAUAUCUGGAGUUGUGAAGUGUGGGAUGGCAUGAGACGAUGCUUUCCAACUGAAGAUAAUGCAGGGAGUCGAAUACUGCUGACUACCCGUAACAACGAAGUAGCCUGUUAUGCUGAUUCAGAGAAUCUUUCUUUGAAGAUGGAUUUAAUGGGCCCGGAUGAGAGUUGGAGUCUUUUCAAAAGUGCAGCAUUUUCAAGUGAAGAAUUACCAUAUGAGUUCGAGACUGUUGGAAAGCAAAUCGCAGAUGAAUGUCACGGGUUACCACUAACUAUUGCCGUGGUUGCUGGACUUCUCAAAUCUAAAAGGGCAAUAGAAGAUUGGGAAAGUGUUGCUGAAGAUGUCAAGUCAUUUCUCACAAAUGAUCUUGGCAACCAAUGUUCACAUGCGCUUGGGUUGAGUUACAAUUACUUGACCAGCGAUCUAAAAACAUGUCUUCUGCAUUUCGGAAUUUUUCCAGAAGAUAGUGAGAUUCCAGCGAAGAAAUUGAUGAGAUCAUGGAUGGCUGAGGGGUUCCUGAAGUUGGAAAAGGAUUUGGAAGGAGAGGCUGAGAAGUGUUUGCAAGAGCUUGUCGAUAGAUGUCUAGUCCUUGUCUGCAAGAAAAGUCCAGAUGGAACAAAAAUUAGAUCAUGUAAGGUUCAUGAUCUAAUAUAUGACCUGUGCUUGAGAGAAAUUCAGAGGGGGAGCAUUUUUAUCAUGAACGACAUUGUGCUUGAUUACUCAGAUUCAGAAUCUCUAGAUCUCAGUAUGCAAAAAAUGCAGCCCUUUAAACGCGUGACUGGUGAUAAAAUUGAUUAUUGUCCCCAUGGUCUUUAUAGGGCUCUUCUUACCCCUGUACACCAUCAGUUGAGAGAUCAUGACAACAACGAUCUUUUGAAACGAACCCAUUCUAUUUUCUCUUUUCAUCUUAAGGAUGCAUAUCUUUAUAUUCUCAAAUCAGAGCUUAUUCAUUUCAAAUUACUCAAAGUCUUGGAGUUGAGACACGUAGAGAAUGAUAAUUUCCCUCUACAGAUACUAAGCCUUAUCUGGUUGAGGUACCUAUCAUUGCCCAGCCGUGAUAAUUUUCGCAUACCUCCAGAAAUUUGCAGGUUAUGGAAUCUGCAGACAUUCAUUGUUCAAGGGGUGCAGACAUUCAUUGUUCAUGGUCAUAGUCGAAUAGUUAAAAUAACUUUUCCUGAGGAAAUUUGGGGACUAAUGCAAUUAAGGCAUCUCAAACUGCCCAGAUUUUAUUUGCCAGAUUGCCCUAGUGGAUCUGUUGACAAAGGAAGGCACUUGGAUUUUUCAAACUUACAAACUAUUUCUUACUUGUCUGCAUGUUGUUGCACGAAGGAGGUUAUUAUGUGGAUUCAGAAUGUCAAAAAAUUAGGUAUCAUUAUAAAUAAGGAUGACUAUAAAAGUUUUCGGGACCCUGGGCUUCUCAACAAUCUUGUCUGUCUGCAGCAACUUGAAAUAUUGAGUCUUAUAUGUCUUGAUUAUAGCCUUUUGCCAGUGGUCAAUUCAAGUGCAAAAGCUUUUCCAGCAACGCUCAAGAAGCUGAAGUUGAAAGGAACUUCUCUAAGUUGGUCGUACUUGGACAUCAUAGCUGAAUUGCCUAACCUUGAGGUGCUGAAGCUAAUGGAUGUUGCUUGUCAUGACGAUGAAUGGUAUCCAAUUGUUAGGGGAUUUACUCGAUUGAAGCUUUUGGUAAUUGAAAAUAAUCUUCUCAAGUACUGGAAAGCCACAGAUGACAAUUUUCCUAUCCUUGAGCGCCUUGUGCUUAAAGAAUGCAGAUAUUUGAAAGAGAUACCCAAUGAGUUUGCAGAAAUCCACUCACUACAACUGAUUGAGUUAAAGUGGUGUCUUUCCGAACUUGGGGAAUCUGCAACAAGAAUUCAAAAGGAACAAGAAGACCUCGGAAACAACCCCGUGGAUGUUCGUAUCUUCGAUCCAUGUAAGCACUUAUCAAGGUCACAUUCUGUUUCUCAUUUCCACUAG
Molecule: messenger RNA, 4370 nt
Organism: Capsicum annuum
Lineage: Eukaryota; Viridiplantae; Streptophyta; Magnoliopsida; Solanales; Solanaceae
Product: putative late blight resistance protein homolog R1B-16
Exons: 2
Coding region: 1602-4370 (922 amino acids)
Biological process (GO): protein folding
Molecular function (GO): alpha-tubulin binding; ADP binding
Source: RefSeq, a predicted model, not a curated record